Molecule: messenger RNA, 1815 nt
Organism: Drosophila sulfurigaster albostrigata
Lineage: Eukaryota; Metazoa; Arthropoda; Insecta; Diptera; Drosophilidae
Product: alpha-amylase-related protein
Exons: 2
Coding region: 178-1647 (489 amino acids)
Biological process (GO): carbohydrate metabolic process
Molecular function (GO): cation binding; alpha-amylase activity
Source: RefSeq, a predicted model, not a curated record
AGGUCAACACGUCAGUUAAGCGAUGCCACCAUAAAUUCGCACCACAAAAUCGCCAUCGGGAUGGCUGUAAAUUUUGGCACCACGCGAAGCUCGCAAAUCCCACGUCAAGCAACGAUUAGAUUAGGACGUUCAUAUAAAAGUGGAGCGUGACAUGGUAUAUUCCCACAGUUCUUUGAAAUGUUCAAGUUGACGUUACUCUGUUUGCUCGCCACGGCACUGGCGCAGCACAAUCCACAUUGGUGGGGAAAUCGCAAUACGAUUGUGCAUUUGUUUGAAUGGAAAUGGGAUGAUAUUGCACAGGAAUGUGAGGAUUUCCUAGCUCCCCGAGGCUAUGCAGGCGUGCAGGUGAGCCCUGUGGCUGAGAACAUAAUUUCGGAGGGUCGUCCAUGGUGGGAACGUUAUCAGCCCAUCUCCUACAAGUUGAUAACACGCUCUGGCAAUGAAUUAGAGUUCGCAUCCAUGGUACGUCGCUGCAACGAUGUGGGCGUUCGCAUCUAUGUUGAUGUCCUGCUGAAUCACAUGUCUGGCGACUUUGAUGGCACGGCCAGCGGCACUGGUGGCUCUGUGGCCGAACCCCGCUCCAAAUCAUUCCCAGCUGUGCCAUACACAGCCCAGGACUUUCAUCCCAGCUGCGAGAUCUACGAUUGGAACGAUCGAUUCCAAGUGCAGGAGUGUGAACUGGUGGGUCUUAAGGAUUUGGAUCAAAGCAGCGACUAUGUGCGCACUCAGCUCAUUGAAGUCCUCGAUCAUCUAAUCAAGUUGGGUGUUGCUGGAUUCCGUGUGGAUGCCGCCAAGCACAUGGCCGCUGAUGAUCUGGAUUAUAUUUUCAGCAAUAUGCGGGAUCUCAACACUGACCAUGGCUUCCCUCACAACGCUAGGCCUUUUAUCUACCAGGAGGUCAUCGAUCAUGGCCACGAAACUGUCUCCCGUGACGAGUACACAAGUCUUGGCGCAGUCACAGAGUUCCGCUUCUCUGAGGAAAUCGGCAAGGCUUUCCGUGGCAACAAUGCAUUGAAGUGGCUGCAAAGCUGGGGCACUGCAUGGGGUUUCCUGCCCUCCGAGCAGGCGUUGACCUUUGUGGACAACCAUGAUAACCAGCGUGAUGGUGGUCAGGAAUUGAACUACAAGUCAGCUAAACAAUACAAAAUGGCCACUGCCUUCCAUUUGGCCUACCCCUACGGCAUCAGUCAGGUGAUGAGCUCAUUUGGCUUCGAAGAUCGUGACCAGGCGCCUCCACAAGAUGCCCAGGAGCGCAUCAUUUCACCCGUUUUUGAUGCCGAUGGCGGAUGCACUAACGGCUGGAUCUGUGAGCAUCGCUGGCGCCAAAUCUACAACAUGGUUGGCUUCAAGAACGCCGUGCGUGGCACUGAGCUGUCUAACUGGUGGGACAACGGCGACAACCAGAUCGCUUUCUGUCGUGGAAACAAAGGUUUCGUCGCCUUCAACAAUAAUCAGUACAAUCUAUCCGAGAAUCUUCAAACUUGUUUGCCAGCUGGCGUUUACUGUGAUGUCAUCUCUGGUAACCUGAUUGAUGGUCAGUGCACUGGAAAGUCUGUGACCGUAGAUAAUUAUGGCUAUGGCUACAUUAGCAUUGGUUCUGAUGAGUUCGAUGGUGUGCUGGCACUGCACUCAAACGCCCGAUUAUAGAAUGGAAGACUGUGAAUCUAGAAUCGAUAGUCGUAGUCGGAAUAAUUUCAAACAACGACAUUGAUUUUGCUUUUAUUUCACAAAUUACAAUAAAUCGCACAUAAAGUAAUAUAAUAAUUUGGCUGAAACGAAUCCAUCGCCCUCAAAUACACAUACAUACUUAUUAUA